Molecule: messenger RNA, 4059 nt
Organism: Diprion similis
Lineage: Eukaryota; Metazoa; Arthropoda; Insecta; Hymenoptera; Diprionidae
Product: putative serine/threonine-protein kinase YPL150W
Exons: 6
Coding region: 292-3963 (1223 amino acids)
Biological process (GO): intracellular signal transduction; protein phosphorylation
Molecular function (GO): protein kinase activity; ATP binding
Source: RefSeq, a predicted model, not a curated record
ACACGCUUACUCUACAAGAAUUAUCGGAUCGCAGUCUGCCUUCGGAGAAAGAUCGUGGUGCGUGAAUUGGGGAUUUGUGCGGGGAAGAAAUCAAUCUGUCGAAGGGAAAUAAAAGAUCGCGUGGGUGCUGUAACGUAAUAUAGGAGUGUUUAUUCUCUAGUUGAGUAACAAAUCCGUUGAAGCGUGAAGUUUUGUUUCCUUGAAAAUAUGUCAGGCCAGUAGUGAAUCAUUUCUGCCGUUCCAGUCAGCGUAUUUUAUCAAUCCAGCCAUCGUCAGUUGCAGAGAGACAGGAUGAUGGAGGAACCGUUGAGUCGGGGCGCCUCGCCUUCGGGAGGCAGCAGUCUCUCUGGAGGAGGUGAAGUAGGCGCUAUGACAAAUGUGACACUGGAAGAACGCUUGCUUGAUGUAACAUCACGGCACUCGUUGAACUUGCUCCGAACACCACCAGCAAAGAAGGCGAAACGCGUCCGUUUUUUUCGUAACGGAGACAAAUUCUAUACCGGUGUAGUAAUGGCAGUGACCCCUGAAAGAUACAGAAGCUUCGAUAGCUUGGCAACAGAUUUGACAAGAGCAUUAAUUUCAAAUGUAACAUUGCCCAAUGGAGUUAGAGCCAUUUACACAAUGGAUGGAAGGAAAGUGGUAAGUGUCGGCGAUCUGGAGGAUGGAAAAUGUUACGUUUGCUCUGGACAAGGUGAGACUUUCAAAAAAGUUGAAUAUUCUGCAUCAAAAGUUCGGCGGGGCAGCUCGCUAUCUGGACUUCCGCAGUCACCGGCUGGAACCGGUCGGCCGACUACUUCUGUUCCUAUCUAUGUUCAGGCCAAAAUUGUGACGCUGAUUAGGCAUGGAACGAAACCUCGCAGGGUGUUACGGCUCUUGUUGAACAAACGAAAUGCUCCGAGUCUUGAGCAUGCUUUAGAAGCCAUCACAGAAGCAGUUAAGUUAGAUUCUGGUGCUGUGAGAAAAGUUUAUACUUUGAGUGGUGUUCAGGUCACAACGUUGGAACAGUUUUUUCAAAAUGACGAAAUUUUCUUGGCUUAUGGUACGGACAAAUCAGCUCAGGAAGAUUUCGAAUUAGACUUUGAGGAAUCCAAAGCCGUUCAAAGCUUCAGGAAAGGCCCUUGUCUGGCUAAGAGAUAUGGGGGUCCCAUGCCUCCGAUGCCGAAAAAAUCAGGAAAGAAAGCUCUCAGCAUACCACAAGUCAGAACACCAAGUCCUGUUUUCGUACAACUACCACUACCGCUCAGGAUGCAUUUUGUAGCUGGACAUGUUAUCGGAGAUGGAAAUUUUGCCGUUGUACGGCACUGUAUCCAGAGGAGAACUGGAGGAGAGUACGCGUUGAAAAUUAUCGAUAAAUAUAAAUGCCAAGGUCAAGGAACAAUGCUGGACAGCGAAAUUGCAAUAAUGAAACAAGUUUGUCACCCAAAUAUAAUUAGUUUGAUUGCCGAACAAGAAACAACUGACCAAUUGUUCUUAGUCAUGGAAUUAGUCAAGGGUGGUGAUCUAUUUGAUGCAAUUGCUGCUGCCACGAAAUUUUCCGAAGCAGAGGCUAGCGUGAUGAUCACUCAUUUAAUAUCAGCCUUAGCGUACUUACACGCGCACCACAUAGUACAUCGUGACGUCAAACCAGAGAAUCUCCUAGUCGAGAUGGAAGGAAGUCGUGUAACAUGUUUGAAGUUGGGAGACUUCGGUCUUGCACAACUCGUCAGGGAACCUUUGUACACGGUUUGCGGAACCCCUACCUAUGUUGCUCCUGAAAUACUUGCUGAAGUUGGCUACGGAUUAAAGAUUGAUGUGUGGGCUGCCGGUGUAAUUAUGUAUAUUCUGUUGUGUGGCUUUCCGCCAUUUGUGUCUCCCGAAAAUGAGCAAGAGGAGUUGUUUGAGCGUAUUUUGAGUGGUCAUUACGAGUACACAGCACCGUACUGGGACUCUGUAUCUGAAUCAGCCAAACAGCUGAUAUCGAAUAUGCUCCAGGUGCAACCGGAGCUGAGAUUUAGUGCCGAAGACGUUCUGGACCAUCCAUGGCUUUCGAGCUUUUUAGGAGGCGAGCAGACCACUUCAGCAGCUGCAGAACCGGCGGAGCAAUACUGGCAUAAGCAGCGUAAGCCGAUAAGACAAGCCACGUAUGACUUCAGCUAUGACUAUGGAACGAGAAGACAAGAAUCUAGCAAUAACACAGGAACCGAUGGUCAAUACGCCUACAUGGCGCCCACUUCGUCUCUGUCAGACUCUGUGUUUACUCAGGGACGCUGGUCUGAGUUUCCAAAAUCUCAAAAAACAUAUUGUAAUGUUUCUCUGUCCGCAUCGGACACGCACAUCAAUGAAAUUGAUUUUCUGAAUGGAUAUUGUAAUGCUAAUGAACCACAGUCUCUUGAUACCGCCUGCUUGGAAGACAUUAGAGCAAUGACAAAAUCCAUGCAUGACUUAAUGAAUAACAUAGGUCAGAUGAGUGAUGCCGAUAUCAAAGAAAGACCAAAUUCAGCUUUAAAUUCUGUACCGUCGGUGAACGGCGCCUUAAUCCAUCCUAGUUUCAACAAUAAAAAUGGAAAAUUGACUACUAAAGAGAGAAAUUAUGGUAGCUCUAUGUCAGAAAUUGCAACACGCAAUGAAAGUCCUACAUUAAAAUCAAACCGUCGUUCGUCUUCCGUUAGGAAUGGACAUUCGUUGUCUGACGUCCGCGGGAGAAUUAGUGCCGGAUCGAAAUCUUCUAAUCAGCGGCAGAAGUAUGGCAGUGGAGGUAGUAUUGAAGAGAAUAAAAAAGUACGUUCACGGAAAAGUACUCACGCCAAGUCUGUCGAAAAACUUCAAUCAUUGAAAUCGACACAUCGUGAUCCUUCAGACUGCUCGGGAAUUUCAGAUCAUGGUAUUCAAAUUGGUAAACGUUAUUCUGAAAAAGAAACCCAUUCUAAAAUCAAUUCGCAUAAAGCGCAACAAACUUCAAACAAUAAUGCAUCAAAAUUCACAAAGUUUGCUAAGACUAGGUAUGUAGAUACCGUAGAUUUAAGUACCGGGUCCAAUUAUGAUGGAAGAUCAAGCUCCGAUAAUGAUAUUGAAACUUCAGAUAGCUUUGUCAAUAUACAAUUUGCAAAGUCAGCUCAUUGUCAGAGCUCUGACUCUUCUCACAGUAUCGAGUCCACGGAUAGCUUUGAAAAUGUUCAGUUCAUCAAGUUCACUAAGAGUGAUAAGAUCUAUGAAGCGAAAUCGUCAGAUCAGACUGGCGAAAGAGAAAGGAACCCUAUUUCUAGCACAGAUGAUAAAAAAAAUGUUUUAAAUUCAAGUCGUAUCCAAUCUCCAUUGGAACACAGUAUUUCCAAAUCAGCCAAAAAAAUACAGAAUACUAACCAGUCACAAAAAGUUAGUAAAAGUCAGGAAAGCGCAUCGAAAAUUACUGGAAAAUCUGUAGUCAAGCGAAGGGAAAAGAAACCAUCCCAUAUCAGUAACUCUACAGAUGAACUCAGUUCAACGAGGAAUGAAGUUCAUAGAAAUAAAAGAUAUAGUUGUCAUACUCCACACGUGGGUAGAAGGAUGUUAGGUGGGAAGGAUGUUGAUGAAAAACUUAACCAAACGUUGAGCACUGAGUACGUGACGAAAAAUAAGAAGUCUAGUUCCACUGAUGAGCUGAACGAUACGAAGCAAAAACAAUCGAAUAAAUCGAAAAGGUAUAGCUUAUAUUACACGCCACAGCCCUCGCGAAAAAAUUACAGUAGUGAUGGUAAAGAUGCAAAGAAUUCAAAAAAACUCAUAAACGAAAGUAUCUCACAGUUGGGUAGCCAACAAACAGAUUUUGGAAAAAAUAUGACUGAGACAAUUACCUCGAGCACAAGAAAGGAUGUAAAGAAUAGAAAGUCGGUUUUGCAAACGACAACAGCAGCCAGCAGAAAUAGGUCCAACAAACAAAGUAUUCAUAUAAAACCGGACAUCGGUAACAUUAAACCAACACAGACGAAAUUAGUUAAAAAGUCAUAAUAAUUAAUAUACCGACAGUUAAUUAAGAACGAUCUCGAUUAGGGGUGACCUAAUAGGCACAAAAUAUCUGAAAUUACGUAUGUGACUGAAGAAAAG